GACACGUACCACGCGGGCGAGAGCCGGAGCUACCGGCAGGGCGCCGAGGAGCAGACGCUCAGGUACAGCGGCGGCGGCUUCCGCGCCGUGGAGGCCUACGACGACCUGGAGCUCGGUCCCUUCCAGGCCCCCAGCGCCCGCUUCUGGGAGGUGACGAGCAGCAGCAUGAACCUGAUGAUGUACGGGGAGUUCAGCUUCAUCGCUGGUCUGGGCCCCUACUCGCGGGUUGCUGGCACGCGGCAGGCCCCGGACCACAAGGCCGUUCUGUCCAAGCUGCUUCCGAUCAUGACGUUCUCCAUC
Molecule: messenger RNA, 300 nt
Organism: Prorocentrum cordatum
Lineage: Eukaryota; Dinophyceae; Prorocentrales; Prorocentraceae
Source: the annotation of a GenBank genome assembly